This is a messenger RNA of Mangifera indica (mango), 1825 nucleotides long. RefSeq names its product primase homolog protein-like. The record is from RefSeq and is a predicted model, not a curated record. Gene Ontology annotation, molecular function: 5'-3' DNA helicase activity; single-stranded DNA binding. The coding region runs from base 943 to 1641 and encodes 232 amino acids. NCBI's taxonomy places the organism in Eukaryota, Viridiplantae, Streptophyta, Magnoliopsida, Sapindales, Anacardiaceae. The transcript is spliced from 10 exons.
CAGCCAAACAAACCACCAGGACAGUAACACCACAAAAUUAUCAUGGCUAUUCAUAUCUCAUGAAGGGAUUUCUCAUUUUCAUUUGAGAGAGUUGAGGUAAAAAUUGACGCUUUAAACUCAGUGGAACGAUAAAAAUAUGCCCUUUGGUAUGAUUCACAGGUGUUUCUUUUCAUAUCUAAGAUUACCCAGAAGAGGAAUAAACAGGGUUUUGUGUAGCCAAGCCUAUGUUCCUAGUAAUUCCUUUUCCCCAAAAAAUUUGCAUUCUUUGCUCUCAUUAGUUUCAUAAUUUUGAUGGGUUCUUGUUGUUCAAGAUGAUAAGGUGUAUCUCACAGAAAAACAUAAUAACGUUGAUAUUAACUCAAAACUUAAGAAUGCGAUGCCGAACUGCAGCUUGUUGGGAUAAUUUGCAACGAUCCUUGCAUUUCCGGACAGUAUACUCGCUGGUUUUGUCCAAAGGGAUUUUGCAAUGUGGAGGUGUUUCCGGGGUAAUUUUGGAUGGGCUGGCCUGGUGAUACCUUCUUGUAGAAGUGGUUCUGCUUCUUGUAGAAGUGUUUCUGCUUCUUGUAGAAGUGGUUCUGCGUCUUGUAGAAGUGGUUCUGCUUCUCGUAGAAGUGGUUCUGCUUCUUGUAGAAGUGGUUCUGCGUCUUGUAGAAGUGGUUCUGCUUCUCGUAGAAGUGGUUCUGCGUCUUGCGUCUUGUUGAAGUGGUUCUGCUUUUGACUAUCAAAAAGAAAAAUUGAAAGUUUCAAACCUUCUAUGCCAAGUUUUCCUUCUUAUAAGUUCAUAAUUCAUUUGCUAAACCAUUUCACUAAUCUAGAUUCAAGUUUCCGUGUGUUAUAUUGUUAUGUGCUUUUCUCUGACCUGAAUUAGGUGUAUGCAAUUUCUUGGUCAAUUGAUAACUUCAAUUUUAGGCGUUUGCAGACAGCAACAACAUUAGAAAAGUUAUGUCAUCGAGAGAAAUCACAGAAAAGAGCUUAGGAUUAGAACCGCUGGGUGACAAGGUAAUUGCAUAUUUUGCCGGGCGGAUGAUAUCUGAGGGAACUCUGCGGAGAAAUUCUGUUAUGCAAUUAUCUGGUGAUCAGGAUGUCAUAGCUUUACCUUUCAAACAAAAUGGGGUGCUAGUUGGUUGCAAGUACCGAACUUGCAGGGAGAAAAAAUUUUGGCAGGUGAAGGGCACACAGAAAUGGUUAUUUGGACUUGAUGACAUAAAGGAUGCUGAUGAAAUCAUCAUUGUUGAAGGUGAAAUAGAUAAGCUUGCAAUGGAGGAAGCUGGUUUCCUUAACUGUGUAAGUGUUCCCUGUGGAGCACCACAAAAGGUUUCUGCCAAAGAAUUACCACCACAGGAAAAGGAUACUGGAUAUCAGUAUGUAUGGAACUGCAAAGAGCACUUGGAUAAGGUUUCUCGCAUUAUCCUGGCUACUGAUGGUGAUAUACCAGGCCAAGCCUUGGCUGAAGAGCUAGCACGCCGUCUUGGAAAAGAGAGAUGCUGGCGUGUCCAGUGGCCGAAGAAGGACGAGUUCUGUUGCUUCAAGGAUGCGAAUGAGGUUCUCAUGUUUUUGGGUCGAGAUGCUCUGAAGGAAGUUAUUGACAAUGCAGAGUUGUAUCAGCUACAAGUUCCAGAGCAAGCAAUGCAAUGCGCAUAAAGCUCGUAUGAAACACAUUCAAAGAACUACAGGGUUUAUUUUCUUUCAUUUUUUUUCUUUUAAACGCUGUUUGUAUUCCAAAAACGGUCAGGUAGAUCUUCAAGGGUUGACUAUGAAAACUAAAAUGAUAAUUGGAAUCACAUGUUUAUGAACUUCUCUUGAAUCAACAGAAGUUUACUGCUAA